Molecule: messenger RNA, 2124 nt
Organism: Zychaea mexicana
Lineage: Eukaryota; Fungi; Mucoromycota; Mucoromycetes; Mucorales; Lichtheimiaceae
Product: subunit 17 of mediator complex-domain-containing protein
Exons: 7
Coding region: 1-2124 (707 amino acids)
Biological process (GO): regulation of transcription by RNA polymerase II
Cellular component (GO): mediator complex; core mediator complex
Molecular function (GO): transcription coregulator activity
Source: RefSeq, a predicted model, not a curated record
AUGAGCGAUGCAGAGCCACAAUCAAAACGCAUAAAACUUUCCUUAGAACCGUCUGUCGAGAAACCACCAACCGACAUUACAGACCAGGGCGAGGAAAUAUACCAGGAUGAGCCUUCGCUACCCGAAAAACUGAUGGAAAAGGUGGAUCGGAUCUGGUACGAACGAGGCGACUGGCGCAACAUUACCGAAGAAAGUUUAAAGACUUCGAUUCAAAACAAAGAAGAAAAUGAUGGCGAAACUAGCGACGCGAUCAACGAUAUGCAGUCAGUCGUGCCAGCAGUACAACAGCAACCUCCUGGUUUUGAUAUUGUUAAAGUACGCGAAUCAGUUGUCAACAAACUUUUUCAUGCCAAAAGCGAAAUCGACGUAGCGUUAGACGUGAUCAAUAUACUGUUAUCCCAGAAUCGGCCCGGUACACUGUCGAAAGAUGCAGUUUUGCCAUUACCAGCGGGAUCGUUGCACGCGACCUAUGUCGCCAGACCAAGACCGACCAACAAAGCACAACUUGAAUCAGCUCAAUUGACGCUGGGUCUGAAGCGUAAACAACAACGAGCCGCGUCCGAAUUUUUACGAUCUAGUGCAGCAAAUCUCAAAAAGCUGGUCGAGGUUGAACAAACAUUCUGGGACGAAGCAUUGGAUUUACGACGAAAUAAUUGGUUAAUGCAAGCGAACACGGCUCCGCCUGCUAUGGGAGGGUUGUCCGUAUCGAAUGCAGGAACAUCAUUUUUGGUGCGCUAUGGCUAUACUGACGUGGGUUCCGAUUUCAGCGAAGUGUCGUAUGGCGAAUUCAGUAGAGCAGAAGGCGACGAUGACGAUGCAAAUACCCAGACACAGCUUAAUUUACCGCACAAUGUACAACGUCGCCUUGUUGCUAAUGUCAGAAAAUGCCAUAUGGAACGACUUGCGCGUCAAUUUGAACUUUCAUCGGAAGUUAUCAUGGGCACAUCGGAAAAAGGAGAGGAAGGCGAGACAAAAAACGAACCAAUCCCGUCACUGUCAUUGGAUACUCAUCAAAGCAAGGUUCAGCAGCAACUUGUUGAAGCACAGGCUACAGUGUUUGAUGCUGAACUCUAUUCUGCAGUGCUGUCAGAAGCUCAAGGUUUAACGAAUACCAACGACGUGCAUUUUGCGGACGAAGAGAUCAUUGUCAAUGUGGACGGACAUGUCGACCUUGCUAUCCAACGCGUUCAAAAGACCAAAAACUGUAGCAGCAGCAAUGGCGACGUUACCAUGACAACCGUGAAAUGUACUACACAACAGAUGGCUGGACGAUCACUUGACUUAGCACUUCGACUUUUGCUUAUUCAACGACAUCGAUUCAAUAUGUGGAAAAGCCGUGCACGAUUGCUAUGUUCCAGCAGGAAGACACAGCAACUUCUUGCAUCCAUCGGAGAGUCAGUCACAUACCAAGGUGCAUCAGCUGGUCCUGGUGGCAACACAACUGGUGGCGGACCUGGAUCAGCACCUAGCAGCAGUGGCAGUGGUGCUGGCGGAAGAACCAGUCGACUGCAACCCCAUCAUCAUACGCAAGCAGGCCUUGCAGUAGUGGCUCCUAGAACACGCAAAAUCAACCCUGUGGUGCCUAUUUUAUCAAACGCCUUAUCCAUGUGCAAAUUCUGGGUUCUUUUCGACCGCGUGCGGCAACUGGUAUAUGAUGUGAUUGAGCCAUUUAGUAGCGAAGGUGGCGUGGAUCUAGCGGUACACUAUGAAAUGCAUUCUGAAAGCCAGCAACGACGGAAAGCUUCAGUGUGUGAUGCUUAUCCUGAUGUGAGUGAUAUGUCAAUUACCUUGAGUAUCGCCAUCAAAAAGGGACAGUUCCUCCUAUUCCGACUGCACCAAUCUGGCAACAUUACUGUACGAUUACCGCAAGGACUCGUCACUUUGAGCAAUAUCAGUGAAUUUCAGGCACUUUUGAUCCGUGAAAUCAAUUUGAUCUGCCUGCGGAUGGUAUGCGAUGCGGCAAACGACAUUGUACGUAAUUCUCCUUCGUACAAGACAGCAACUACCAGCGAGCAGGCACGGUUACUGUGGAAGGUCGAUGAUAUUGAGGAAAUGAUUAAUGGAUCACUUUGGUGGGCUUUGGAUCCUUUAUCAGGAAAAAGCCAUGUCUGGCGAAGCAUGUAA